Molecule: messenger RNA, 3246 nt
Organism: Lineus longissimus
Lineage: Eukaryota; Metazoa; Nemertea; Pilidiophora; Heteronemertea; Lineidae
Product: protein kintoun-like
Exons: 3
Coding region: 1-2880 (959 amino acids)
Biological process (GO): axonemal dynein complex assembly
Cellular component (GO): cytoplasm
Source: RefSeq, a predicted model, not a curated record
AUGGCGUCGACGGAAAGCAGAACGAAAAACUGGAAAGAUUUAGACAUAACUCCCGAAGAAGUGGAGCGUCUGUCAACCGCUUUAAAGAAUGAAGAGUUUAGAAAACUAUUUGUCGAGUAUGCAGAGGAGAUCUCUGACCCUGACAACCGCCGUAAAUAUGAAGAAGAGAUCGCUCAAAUGGAGGGUGAAAGGGGCAUGGACAUCACGUUCAUAAACCCAGAACCCGGUUAUGUUCUCAAAACUACUGUCAAUGGUGAUAACAAGGCAUUUAUAAAUAUUUGUAGCAACGAGCAUAUUGAAAAGCCUAGCUCCACCAGUCAGGUUGGGCCUGAUGGAAAGAAAGGACUCCAGUGGUCAAUCCCGCACUCCUUUUCCCCUGUCCGGGAUGACCUUGAUAAACUGUCGAAAAAGUGCAAGGUUUACGAUGUCGUGUUUCAUCCCGACACUCUUCGGAUGGCCAACAGCAAUGAAAGGUUCCAAAAAAUUAUUGAAGACACUGCGUUUGAUGGAAUAAUGCGGUCUUUUGAUGUGAAAUUGGACAAGAAGAAUAAAAAGUUGCUAAAGAUGAAGUUCAAAGGAACCCCGCAGGCUACCGUCAUUCGCAAGAAAAAGUCUGAAUCUUCGAAUGAAACCCCUGCGUCGACGGAAACCAAUGGAAACACAGAUGACCCGUUGAAUUUUCCCUAUCCCUAUGACAAUUGUACAACAGAUGAAAAGUCGAAAAAGAUGCAAGAAGAAAUACUGAAUAGGGAAGAAGCGAAACGAAAGCAGGCUGAAAAGACCCAAGUCAACGGACAGAAUGAAAAAGAAGAUGAUGAUGAUGAUGCAGUGCCAAAAUACAGUAUUGUCCAUCGUUCCGAACUUGACAUUCAAGAAUACAGAGAUGCCCCUGAUGCAAGGACAAGCACCAGACCUACUGAAUUGGUUGUUACUGUUGACCUGCCUUUGUUGAAGUCGGCCGCCUCUGUCGAUUUGGACAUCAUGGAAAAGAAGCUUAUCCUGAUCUCAACCAAACCAGCUGCUUAUAAACUGGACUUGAAUCUCCCGUACCCAGUUGACGAGGCCAAUGGAAGUGCCAAGUUUGAUAAGAACAAGAGAAAGUUGACAGUAACGUUGCCCGUUAUCCCUGAUGAACGAAAAGGUUUGACAUUGGACAUUGCACCAGAUGAAAAUGUACCAUCGAAGCCGGAGGGUCUGCCCGAUUUAAUCCCAGUGAAUGAAGACCUCAGUAAUUCUAAACCGUUGAUUGAGGUCUUGCAUUCUGAUGACUUUAGUAUGCCUGCUCAACAACAAUCAAUCGAUUCUGGUGAUCUCCCAGACUCCUCAGGAGAGGGAGAAGAUUACAGAGACGAAAAGUGCAUUUGGUCCAGUGAAGAUGUUGGUGAUGAGAAGUUUGUUCCAAAGAUCUCGUAUUCUUUCCCGAACAGCUACGAUGUGAGUCAAGAUGAUCAAACGGUUAGCUGUGUUAUCCAGGUUAAAAAAGUUUCCAUUGAUAGCGUCAGCAAAAGUUUCUCGGCAGAUAAAAGGACAGUGACUUUGAAAUUUGUUACUGUAGGUGCAGGGGGAUUUCCCUGCCAUUACUGCUACUGUGUCCGGUUUCCUGAAAGUUGCAGUUUUGUCCCAGAGCAGGCUGGCGUGGAUGUGAUGGAUGAGAAUCUGGUGCUCUUGUUACUGAAAGAGAAAUCCUGCAGGCAGGAGUGGAAAAGCUAUCAAGUUGGCCUGGAUGAAAAUUCUUUUGAAGAGAAGCUGUUUGUAACAGAGGAAAGCCUGGGUGAGAGCCUAGACCACCUGACAUCCGAGGCCAGUCACAGGGACACGACGAAGACCGAUUCCCUUCCUCCCUUCAAAGUAUCUGAUCUGAAUGAGGAGAAAUUGGUCAUAGAAGUUGGGGGUAAUCCAUUCCUCUCCGAUUCUGACACUGAUCACUCUCCACGAGAGAUUGAAGUGGUCCACCAAAAGGCCACACCAAACAUCCCAAGUAUCCUGAGGCGAACUGUCUCUGAAUCCAGCGCCAGUGAUGACCUGUCAAGCAGCUGGAAUGGCCGAAUGGGAGGUGAUCCUGCUUUCAGCCGGGAAAGUUCGCGCCAAGAUUCAUGGUCUGCAUCAGAGACAGAGACUGGUGAAGGAAGGCUGCGUAAAUCUGUCUCCUUCAAUGAGCAUAUUGAUAUGACGACGUUCAGAUCGACGCAGGCUGUCACAACCAUGAAAACAGCACUGAAAAGUAAACGGCGGCGCCAAAGGAAGAAGGACCAGAAACAGGAUCGUCGACGCAGGCACAGCAGCACAGGCUCCGAGUGCAGUAGCAGUGAUGAUACGCCAUUUAUCGGAAUGCCGCCUUGUGGCAAAGCAGGGAACCUCGAUACACUUCCUGACGAGACCAGUGAUUUGAGUCUGCCACAAAAAGAUGUGGAUAGGACUAUUGGUAGAGAUGAUGUACAUGCUGGAGGGAUUGCUAAUAAAAUUAGUGAUGAUGAGUUGAGGACUAGUGUGAGUGAUGAGGUUGUUGGUGGAGAUUCCAAUGAGCAACAGGAAGGGGAUAGUAUGGAGAAGGAGGAGGAGGAUUCUGUCAAACAGAGCUGGGAGGAACUCGGCGAUGCAGACACUGACAAGCAGACGCCUGACAAUGCCAAGCAGAUGUCAGACAAUCUUGUGGCUGACGGGUUUAAAGACAAGAUAAAAGUAUUGAGUAAAGAGGCAGCUAGUGAUGAUGAAGAUGAUGUUGAUGAAAGGACUGGGGGUUCUUGUGAUGGGGAUGCUGCUAACUCUUUGAGUUGGGAUGACAAAGCUUCCUCUGGUGUUGAUUGCUAUGAGAAUGAACACAAGACACAAUGCGCAUUUAACUUCAGCAAUAGUGUGAUCUAUGAUCUUGAUGUAGAUUAAUCUCAGGGUGUCUUUCACAAGUUGGUUACUUAUUCCUGGUUUUCAAGUCAGUUGAUUAUGGCUCUAGGAAAAUUCGUCCCCGGAAAAUUCGUCCCCGGAAAACUCGUCCCCGGAAAAUUCGUCCCCUAGGAAAAUUCGUCCCCAGAAAAUUCGUCCCCGAGGAAAAUUCGUCCCCGGAUAAUUCGUCCCCGAGGAUAAUUCGUCCCUGGAGAAUUCGUCCCAGAGGAUAAUUCGUCCCUGGAAAAUUCGUCCCCGAGGAAAAUUUCGUCCCCGGAAAAUAUGUCCCCUAGGAUAAUUCGUCCCUGGGAAAUUCGUCCUCGAAGAUAAUUCGUCCCUGGAAAAUUGAACAAAAGUUGAAAGUUUCUG